Messenger RNA from Purpureocillium lilacinum, 522 nucleotides. RefSeq lists its product as uncharacterized. NCBI's taxonomy places the organism in Eukaryota, Fungi, Ascomycota, Sordariomycetes, Hypocreales, Ophiocordycipitaceae. Gene Ontology annotation, cellular component: extracellular region. The record is from RefSeq and is a predicted model, not a curated record.
AUGCUCGUCUCCAACAUGCUCCUCACGGGCGUCGCCCUCGCCGCCACCGCCCUCGCCGACGGCAAGGCCAUCGUCUCCGCCAUCAACACCAUCAAGGCCGACACCGUCGACCUCGGCAACCACGCCGCCUCCUUCAAGGGCGACAUCAUCGGCGUCAUCCCCAUCGCCGUCGGCUCCCUCCACCUCCUCGACGACAUCAAGAAGGGCACCAAGACGGCCGACGCCUCCCAGCCCCUCACCACCCCCGAGGCCCUCGACCUCGCCGGCGCCACCGGCGACCUCGCCACCCAGGUCAACAAGACUCUCACCGCCAUCAUCGCCGCCAAGCCCAAGUUCGACAAGCUCCUCGUCGUCAGCCCCAUCAUCCUCCUCAACCUCGAGCAGCAGCAAAAGGCCACAAAGGACUUUUCCGCAAAGGUCGUCUCCAAGGUCCCCACCGAGCUCCAGGCCAUCGCCCAGGCCCUCAUCAAGCCCAUCGACGACGGCUUCGCCCAGGCCAUUGACAAGUACAAGCUCUUCUAA